GGCAAGCAGGCCUACCUUGGCGGAUACUCAACAGAGGAGGAGGCAGCUGAGGCGCACGAUGUGGCAGCGCUGAAGUGCCAUGGCCUGAAAGCCAAGACCAAUUUCCACAUCAGCAGGUACACAGCGCUGCUGGAUCGGCUGGACAGCGUGCCCAUGAAUGAGCUGGUGAUGGCCAUCCGGCGCACCAGCCCCGGCUUCACUCGCGGCUCCUCCUCCUUCCGAGGCGUCACCCAGCACAAGAGCGGCCGCUGGGAGGUGCGCAUUGGACUGCGCGGCAGCAAGCACGUGUACUUGGGCCUGCACAGCAGCGAGGUGGAGGCUGCACGUGUUUAUGACCGCGCCCUCGUCCUCCUGACUGGAUCCUCCGCCGCCACCAACUUCCCUGUGUCCAACUACACCAAGGAGCUCGAGGCCUACCAGAUGUGCGGCCCAUGCCUCUCAUGCAGUCUCAAGUACUCAUUGUGCCCACCAAAUUUGUAG
Molecule: messenger RNA, 480 nt
Organism: Coccomyxa subellipsoidea C-169
Lineage: Eukaryota; Viridiplantae; Chlorophyta; Trebouxiophyceae; Coccomyxaceae
Product: AP2-domain-containing protein
Exons: 4
Biological process (GO): regulation of DNA-templated transcription
Molecular function (GO): DNA binding; DNA-binding transcription factor activity
Source: RefSeq, a predicted model, not a curated record